Messenger RNA from Rhagoletis zephyria (snowberry fruit fly), 1065 nucleotides. RefSeq names its product putative GPI-anchored protein PB15E9.01c. NCBI's taxonomy places the organism in Eukaryota, Metazoa, Arthropoda, Insecta, Diptera, Tephritidae. Gene Ontology annotation, molecular function: G protein-coupled receptor activity. Gene Ontology annotation, biological process: adenylate cyclase-activating G protein-coupled receptor signaling pathway. The record is from RefSeq and is a predicted model, not a curated record.
GUCGAUACUUAUCUGCAGCUAAAAGGCACACAACUAGAGCGUGAGAUGGCAGCUGAAAUAAUUUUGCACAUACUCGAUAAAGUCAUGCAAAAUACACAAUCGCUGAAUAGUCAACAGCAAAUUAAAAAAUUGCAACUCUUAACACAAUCAGCAGCGUUGAACCGUGAAACAAUUGCAGCAUCUCAAUUAGCAACAUCAACAUCAUCCACGUCAGCAGCAGCAGCAGCAGCGGCUGCGGCCGCAGCGUCUGCAGCAUCAGCCACAGCAGCAGGCAAUAGUGCAAUAUCAUCCUCAUCCUCGGCCUCUGCUCCGGCAACUACAACACACACAGAUGACGGCGGCGCAUCGAGCUCGGCAACAGCUGGCAAUGCCAUGUCACCGGCACGCUCCACUUCAGCCAAUUCAGCGUUAGCUACAUUGUUGCGGAACGAUGCUGGCGGUAGUGGUACUGGUACUGGUGGUGUUGGUGGUGUUGGUGGUGCCAACAGCAUACUCACAGUCGAUGAGGAUUCUUUGUCGUUGGAUCGCUUAAAUUCGCUGCGCAUCUAUAUGACUUCAGUGAAAACGUUGCCGUUCAAUUUGAGGAUUUACGGCGAUGAUUUGUUCGCGGAUCAACUUUACAUGGACAUUGGACUCUCCACCAGCCUGCUCAACAUAAUGGCCAACUCAACGAUAUUCGCAUCGGUUAUCUCGUAUAAAAAUUUAAAAAGUUUUCUACCAAAAACUUAUUACACGCGCGGCAGCGACCCCAAAGAGUCUGACUACAUUUUGGCCUCGCGCAUUUUGCAAACUUGGCUUUUUCAGUCGAAUCGUUCAAACGAUAAUCUACGUGAACCACUCGAUUUACCUUUCGAAGCGGGGCAUGUUGAGAUCAUAUUUCAACAUGAAGCAACACCAAAGGAUGGCGAUUGGGUGGCAGUAUGUGGUCAUGACUACAAGGCCUCCUUUGAGUCCACUUGGCGUUCUGAUUUGUGCAUGACCAAGCACCUGAUGGCGAAUAUUACGCGCUGUAUUUGUCCAUUGUCUGGCACCUACGUUGUCAUGCUUACGAAACGUAAUAACAAU